This is a messenger RNA of Penicillium brevicompactum, 735 nucleotides long. Its product is annotated as histidine phosphatase family protein. Gene Ontology annotation, cellular component: cytoplasm. Gene Ontology annotation, molecular function: phosphatase activity. The record is from RefSeq and is a predicted model, not a curated record. The transcript has 4 exons. Bases 1 to 735 code for a protein of 244 amino acids. NCBI's taxonomy places the organism in Eukaryota, Fungi, Ascomycota, Eurotiomycetes, Eurotiales, Aspergillaceae.
AUGCCUCCAAAGUUGUAUCUGAUCCGCCACGGCCAAGGCGAGCAUAAUAUUAACAAUGCCAAUCAUCUUCGUGAUCCCCUGCUGACUGCAAUGGGAAAAGAGCAAUGUCUUCAGCUCAGAAAGGAGUUCCCAUUCGCCAAGGACAUUUCUGCUGUUUUUGCAUCUCCUCUCCAACGGACCAUCCAAACUGCGGCGUGGACAUUCGGUCCAGAGCUAGAGCGACGCCAAUUACCCUUUAUCCUUGUGCCCAAUGCACAAGAGAUUAGUGGUUUUCAAUGUGACUACGGCCGGGACGAAGCUUUUGUCAAAUCUAGCGCUCCAGGGCUUAUCAGAGAGGCCGCUCCUGGCUUUGACGAAGCGAAUAUUGACACAACGCUUGUUAAUGGAGAGUGGAACUCAAAGGAAGGCAUAUAUGCCCCCACUCUUCCUGCUGUCCGUCGGCGUGCCGGAGAGCUGCGACGCUGGCUUUGGAGUCGUCCAGAGGCACAUAUUGCUCUGAUAACCCACGGUGGCUUCCUUCAUUACCUCAUGGAAGAUUGGGCUACCUAUGACAAAUCUCAUAGUACCGGCUGGCGAAACUGUGAAUGGCGUCAAUUCGAGUUCACCGAAGAUUCAAACGCAACAGAGGCACAUUUGAUUGAAGUCGGGAACACUGAACCCAAGAAAGAUAGAGCCCCUGGUCUUGACUCUCAUGUAAUUCAAGAGAUUGAGGAAAUUGAAAAAGCAACCGCUUAA